CAUCGUUGCGCCCUCGGCCCCUUCAGUGAUUGCACCUGGCCACCAUCUUCUCCAUCAUCGCCACCAUCGUCACCACUCACACGGAUACGCCCGCACGCGCGUACGCCAAUCGAUGGCCAGUGACCAAGGGCGUUUACCGCCUCCUUCACACAGCGCCCAACCGGCUCUGAGCCCCGAAGUCUUCCAGGAGGAGCCUCCAUCCUUUGAGAGAGCCUUUGCUGGAAGCACUUCUGCCGCUCAUCAGCCUCCCUCUUUGGGAAGCGUAUCUGCUUCUGGCCUCGCACCAAAGGCUGCCGAGAGCCCGCUGAGACGAACCAUUAGCGUACGAGACUCGCCUUCGCAGCAUGCGCGGAACCCUUCGAACCGCUCAACGUCACGCAACUCGGGCCAUUGGGGCAGUAUGCGUGGCCGGAGGGCGAGCAACGCACGCUCAUCCCUCGCUGGACAUGCGGCUGGUCCAAAGGCCGAUGGCAUCGGUGGCAUGGGAAGAGGGACCGCAGCGACGGGAGAUCUAGGACCCUGGGAUGACUUUGAGAGCCUCGACGACGUGCGACAACAGGUCGCCGAUCUUGAGAGCGACUACAACGCCAAGCAACCAGAGGAACCAUUGUCGGGUCGCAUCAUCCAUGUCAGCCACUACAUCCCCUUUGUGAUUCGAGCGCUGGCAGAGGUUGACUUUGAGCGGCGCAAGGAGGAGCAGAUCUCAGCGACGGCUAGCGUAGCAGCUAUGGCGGCUGCGGCUAGGGCGAGAAAGGCAGCCAGGCAAGCAGAGAUGGAAGCAAGAGCCAAAGAGGCAGCGGCAGAGCAGGCUAGAAGGGAAGCCGCCGAAGUGCAGAACAAGGGCGAGGAUCAGCAUAGCGCCAAAGCCAGCCCGAAUCGCCGACCAUCAGUAGCCCAGCCAGGCAGCGUCUUUACCCUCUUCGACGGCGCAGAGAUCGAGAGGCGUUUAGCUGAGAACCAGGCAAGAUCAAGGCUGCGUGGAGGAAGGAGAGCGUGGAUGAUGACGCCCGUCGUAGACGAUGAUGACGACAACGACGAUGCAAUGAGCGAGAAGGACGCCUACACUCCUGUGGGAAGUCGACGUCCUAGUCGCAUGUCCUUCAGCUCGCGUUUCAGCUUCUCCAGCAUGGACGGCGGCAACGACAGCCCGAGAGCCGCGAUACAAUACGGCAAUGCGGGGAUCAGUGACUUUGAGCCUAGCCCUGCAGCCACGCCGCCUCAGCAACAGAACCAGCCGACCCCUCCACAAUGGGUCCUCGCACCUCGUCGAGGUCAUACGGCUCUCAAUUCGGGCAUUCGCUCGCUGUGCAAGUCGCACAAGCAGACUUUCAUCGGAUGGCCCGGCGAUAUCCACUUUGCAGCGCAAGCUCGCAAGGACGAGCGCAAGGAGGCCAGCGAGACGACAAAGGAUGAGAGGAGAGAGAUCGAAGAGGUGCUGGGAAGCCUUGACGACCCGAAGAGCUGGAGGGAUCAAGACGCUCCUGUGCUUGGCGCAGACCCGUCAAUGAGCGCCGAUGGAGCUCCUCCUGUCCGACAAGUGCCAGGUCCAUUGAUGAACGGCGCCGAUCCUAUGUGCGAAGACGAGAGCGCACCAGCGCACGGCAUCAAGUACGUGCCCGUUUGGCUCGACUACGAAGUAGCACACGGCCACUACGAAGGCUACUGCAAGACGACGCUCUGGCCCUUGUUUCACUACCUCCUUUGGCAAGACGUCCCUGGUGACCGCAAAGGCUGGGAAGACUACAGCUGGGAGGCCUACUGGGCGGCCAACUCUGCCUUUGCCGAGAAGAUCGCCGCCGAGUACAAGCCAGGAGACAUGGUAUGGAUCCAUGACUACCAUCUACUCCUUGUCCCCGCAAUGCUGCGCGCUCUGGUGCCCAACGCACACAUCGGCCUCUUCGUCCACGCCCCGUUCCCCUCGAGCGAGAUCUUCCGCUGCCUUCCUAAACGCCGCGAGAUCAUCGAAGGAAUGCUAGGAGCAGACUUGGCCUGCUUCCAAGCCUUCAGCUACUCGCGUCACUUCCUCUCGUCGUGUAUCCGCGUCUGCGGCUAUGAGGCCUCUGCGACUAGCAUCGAGUCCAGUAGCGGGCAUGUCACGCACAUCUCAUACAAUCCAAUCGGCAUCGACGCGACCAAGAUCGCCAAAGAUGCAGAGGCUCCGGAAGUCCUGCCGAAGAUCAAAGCGAUAAGGGAUAUGUACAAGGACAAGAAGAUCAUCAUCGGCAGAGACAAGCUGGACGUCGUGAGGGGUGUUGUACAGAAGCUACAGGCUUUCCAGAAGUUCCUCGAGGAAUGGCCGGAGUGGCGAGACAAGGUCGUCUUGAUCCAGAUUACGGCGCCGAGCAUGACUGACUCGCCUAUGCUGGAGCGUCAAGUUUCGGAGCUGGUGAGCAACAUCAAUGGACAGUUUGGGAAUCUCAACCACACGCCAUGCAUUCAUUACCACCAGCAGUUGCUGAGGGAGGAGUACUUUGCGCUGCUCAACAUUGCCGAUAUGGCGCUCAUUACCUCGGUACGCGACGGGAUGAAUACCACAUCGAUGGAGUUCGUCCUCGCCAAUGGCAGCCAGGCCCCUCUCAUCCUCUCCGAGUUCACGGGAACAGCCGGCAGGAUGAGGCAGGCCUUGCAGGUCAACCCUUGGAAUACCUACGGUGUAGCUAAGGCCAUCGACUACGGCUUGCGUCUGACAGGCGAAGAGCGCAAGUUCCGCCACGACGAGCUGCAUCGUCAGAUCAUCGGGCACACUUCUCAUCACUGGGCGAUCCACCUCGUCAAGCUCAUUCUCCUCCGCCUCUUCUCCGACACCAACGCUCACUUCACUCCAGCUCUGGACCGCUCGCUUCUCAAGGAACGCUUCGACGCUGCAGAGAAGCGCUUGAUCCUUCUCGACUACGACGGCACUCUUACCCCCAUCGUCAAGGAUCCCGAAGCCGCCUUGCCCUCACAGCGUCUCCUCGACGCAAUGGAGCGUCUAGCACAGGACCCGCGCAACAUCAUCUACAUCAUCUCCGGGCGAGACGAGCGUUUCCUCACCAAGAUCCUCGGCCAUCUAACCAACAUAGGCUUCUCAGCCGAACAUGGCGGCUACAUCAAGGAACCUGGCUCCUCUGAAUGGGUCAACAUGACCGCAGCUCUCGAUAUGAGCUGGAUGGUCGACCUGCGCAAGGUCUUCGAGUAUUACACAGAGCGCACUUCGGGCAGCUGGAUCGAGCAGAAGAAGAGUGCAAUCACUUGGCAUUACAGGAAUGCAGACCCGGAUUAUGGGGCAUUCCAGGCGAAAGAGUGCCAGGCGCACAUGGAUAACUUUGCUGCUCAGGAGAAGUUCGCCGUGGAGGUCAUGGUGGGCAAGAAGAAUCUCGAGGUGCGACCACUUGCGGUGAACAAGGGUGAAAUCGUGAAACGCAUCGUCUAUAAUCACCCGGACGCUUCGUUUGUCUUCUGCGCCGGUGACGACCGGACUGACGAGGACAUGAUGAAGUUCUUCACCUCCCUCACCCCCAUCGACUCGGAACUGCUUGGCCCAUCCUCUCCCUCCAUCCAACAGCAGCAAGCAGCCUCCAGGGCCAGCGGGGUUCCCGACGGUCUGGCAGCCACCUGCGCUCAAGGCCAAGGCCCGGCAGCGGGCAGUGCGAAGGUCACUACGCUUUCACCGGCGGUCAGCAGGAGGGUGUCGCACGAAGGGGCCAGCGGUGCCGAGGAUCAGGAGAAUGUGCCACUCCUCAUGACCGCGCCUACCCCAUUGCACUCGGGAACGGCUACGCCUGUGGGUAAUGGCGGCAGUGGGAAAGGUCAACAGCAGGCCUCAUCCAGACUGCAGCGCGAGGUCUCCUCUGAGCUUUUGGCUGCCUCUUCAUCCGAAGAUGAGGGCGAAGCUACAGGCGAGGAAGGGGACAACAGCUUUGCCCAAAGUGAGGGGAACGACGAGGAAGACGCCCCUCGUGAGCUCGCUCUCACUCGCAGCGGCAUCUUCACAACGGCCGUGGGAGCCAAGGGCAGGAAGACGGUUGCGAAGUGGCAUCUCGACGGCCCGGGCAAUGUGGUCGACGUGCUUGCGACGAUGGCUGGGUUGCCAAAGGGGCCGGAGGGCGGAGGAUAUGGACCGAAGGCUGGGGAGGAGGGGGAAGAGAAGAAGGAGGAGACAAACGGGGAGUGAUUGAAGACGUCAAGCAACGAUGGUAAAGAAGCAACUGCUGAUUAUAGAAAAGUGACUAUGUGACCGAAACACGACAAGCAUAUCAAAACUGUGUUCCCCUCUUCCCUUCUGCCUUCUUCCCUCCCGGCGUCUCCUUGGUUCCUUCUAGAUGCGCAGCCCUCUCUCAAAUAGCUCCGGUUGUCAAUACAAACAUUAAGCAGUAAGCACUUUGACGUGCACGCACAGACGAC
Molecule: messenger RNA, 4383 nt
Organism: Jaminaea rosea
Lineage: Eukaryota; Fungi; Basidiomycota; Exobasidiomycetes; Microstromatales
Exons: 2
Coding region: 113-4153 (1346 amino acids)
Biological process (GO): trehalose biosynthetic process
Cellular component (GO): cytosol; alpha,alpha-trehalose-phosphate synthase complex (UDP-forming)
Molecular function (GO): catalytic activity
Source: RefSeq, a predicted model, not a curated record